AUGCUUACUUUAAAAUUGGAUGGCAAGGUUUUCACAGGUCUCCUCGACUCAGGAGCAGAUGCUACUGUCAUUUCCUCGAAACAUUGGCCUAGUAGCUGGCUGUUGACAGCCUCUGUAACCCAUCUGCGAGGCAUAGGCCACUCCGAUAACCCACAGGUCAGUGCCAAGGUACUUACUUGGAUAGAUCAGGAAGGCAAUUCAGGGACUGUCACCCCUUUUGUCAUCAGGGAUCUCCCUGUCAAUAUUUGGGGCCGAGAUAUUCUUUCUCAAAUGAAUAUUAUUAUGUGCAGUUCUAAUGAGAUUGUUACAAAGCAAAUGCUGGCACAAGGGUUCCUUCCAGGACGCGGACUGGGUAAGGAAGCUCAAGGCAUUCGAUACCCAAUACAAGUCCAGCAGAAACCAGAUAGACAAGGACUAGGCUUCCCAGAUUCGGAUUUUCCCUAA
Molecule: messenger RNA, 444 nt
Organism: Apodemus sylvaticus (European woodmouse)
Lineage: Eukaryota; Metazoa; Chordata; Mammalia; Rodentia; Muridae
Product: endogenous retrovirus group K member 7 Pro protein-like
Exons: 1
Coding region: 1-444 (147 amino acids)
Biological process (GO): proteolysis
Molecular function (GO): nucleic acid binding; aspartic-type endopeptidase activity
Source: RefSeq, a predicted model, not a curated record